This is a messenger RNA of Annulohypoxylon maeteangense, 2291 nucleotides long. Its product is annotated as MFS general substrate transporter. The record is from RefSeq and is a predicted model, not a curated record. NCBI's taxonomy places the organism in Eukaryota, Fungi, Ascomycota, Sordariomycetes, Xylariales, Hypoxylaceae. Gene Ontology annotation, cellular component: membrane. The coding region runs from base 224 to 1645 and encodes 473 amino acids. The transcript has 5 exons. Gene Ontology annotation, biological process: transmembrane transport. Gene Ontology annotation, molecular function: transmembrane transporter activity.
CAGAUUCGUGAUAAAUAACAUCUCCGUUUUUCGGUUGUGGAGGUCAGAUCGUGUACCGUAGUUUCUCCAGCGGUGUGUAUAAGUAAGUGGCGGGGAGACGAACCGAAUCUUUAAUUGUUAUCUGGAGAUUGUUCGCCUUCUCACCCCCUUAGUUCGGUUGGAAGGCCACAUACUACAUUUGAAAGUUUCGAGGCGAAAAGACGGGAUCGAACAUCCUGCCAUCAUGGCCAUGCGUGUGCAACAGAAUGGCAGCUCCUCGACUUCGGUUAUGGAGCUAGAGCCUGUUUACAUGUCCUCACCAUAUUCGAACCAGGAUGCUAAAGUUGAUAUACCAGCCCGUGGACCGAGUCGCCAGACAAGCAGCGGACAUAGCGUUGCUGCUUUUGAUGAAGAUGCAACCUCACUUCCACCUCCUAAUAUGGUAGCCGAGGCCGUGCAAAGAUGGAACUACCCUCGAAAAAACAUACCGCGCGUUGCUUCGUGUUUUUGGUCUUUUAUCGUGAUGGGCUCAAAUGAUGCUGCAUAUGGCCCUCUCAUCCCAUAUAUUCAAGCUUACUAUGGCCUCACAUAUGUAAUAGUAUCGCUCAUCUUCCUUGCCCCCUUUGCGGGAUACACAGCGGCGGCAUUCUCGAAUAAUGCUAUCCACCUUAAGCUGGGUCAGAGGGGUGUCGCCUUCCUCUGUUCGGGGUGCCACUUGAUAUCCUACAUAAUAAUCGCCGUCCAUCCCCCAUAUCCAGUUUUAGUAGUUGCGUUUAUGCUGGCCGGAUUUGGCAAUGGUAUAUGUGAUGCCGGUUGGAAUGCGUGGAUUGGUAAUAUGGCACGGGCGAAUGAGAUGCUUGGUAUUCUUCAUGGUUUCUAUGGAGCUGGUGCUGUCAUCAGUCCGCUGGUUGCUACGACUAUGAUUACCAAGGCAAAUUUGCCGUGGUACGCCUUUUACUAUCUUAUGAUUGGAAUGGCUGCGCUCGAGGUAGUUGUUUCGGUCAGUUGCUUUUGGAAUGCGACUGGGCGCGAAUACAGAGAGUCGCUCGCGAAACAUUCCGACUCAUCCAAAGGUAGCCUUAAGGAGGCUCUACUAAAGAACCCCGGAGCUCGUGUGACUUGGCUUUGUGCCUUUUUCUUGCUCGGUUACGUCGGCCUUGAAGUCGCCCUUGGAGGGUGGAUCGUCGAGUUCAUGAUUCAAGUGAGGAAAGGUGAGCCAUUCGCCAGCGGUAUGACGGCUACUGGAUUCUGGCUCGGCCUGACGAUCGGACGUUUUGUCUUGGGAUUCAUAACACCGAAAAUUGGUGAGAAAUUAGCGAUAACGAUAUAUCUCCCGGUGACGAUGGGUCUAGAGUUGUUGUUUUGGCUAGUCCCCCAGUUUUACGUUUCCGCUGUCGCCGUAGGGCUUCAGGGGUUCUUCAUCGGCCCCCUGUUCCCGGCUGCCAUUGUCGCCAUGUCAAAAUUACUCCCGCGGCAUCUUCACGUCGGAGCUAUCGGGUUUGCUGCAGCUUUUGGCGGUAGCGGCGCAGCGGUUUUGCCCUUCGCUGUUGGAGCUGUUGCCCAGGCCAAGGGCGUGCAAGUGCUGCAGCCGAUUAUCCUCGCCCUUCUUGGUAUCAUCUUGAUGUUCUGGGUUGGAUUGCCUAGGAUAGAUAAGAAAAAGGAGUGAUUGUGUGUAAUAAGUCGCAUAUUAGGAACCUUGAUAUUAGGAAACCUGGUAAGCGCGUUACUAGCUCAAAGUGAGCUGAAUCAUAUAUUUCUCAUUGCGAUCCCUUCUCAUAAUAACUUCUGAUGCGACGGAUGCGGAAGCUGUGGAAACACCAGAUGACAAUCUUUUGAGACAAGAUUGGCUUCAAAUAGGCUCCCUUAUCCGAAUACUCCGUAACACCGCGCUGGCUAUGGCAUGGCCAGAGCGAAUCCUUCCUGGCAGUUUCUCCUUACCGACUGCGGAGAUCUCGGUGUAGCAGGCAAAUAGAUAUACCUACCAACCUAGGUAUGGAUACCGUCGCAUCCGUAGACACAUGCAUUGAUGCCUUCCGGGAAUCGUUGGCGUCGCGUUACGAAGCUGCUUGGGCCUGACUACCUGACCAUACCUUGUGGCAACCUACCUAGGUACCCUUGUGGAAGUCAUUAUUGGGCUGUUGAGUUGUGAUAAUCCGGCAAGAUGGGAUCUCUAAGCAAGAAGAAAAUGAUGAUAGAACUAGAUAUACCAGCUCUUAGUUUUAUACGACUGUGCCUGUUAUGAGAAAAAGCACUCGAGCAAAGUCAUGUGAGCGUCUUGAUAUGCUGCCAGCAAGGUUGUAAGAAAAAGUGAC